GUCGCUCGAACGUCAAACAACAGCAGGCCUUUUCCAAACUUCCGUGUGGCUGCGAUAGAACGCAUUGCUGCGAGUAUGGCUCCGUCACGAAAGAACAAAGUUGUGAAGGAGGAAGUGCAGGUCUCCCUGGGGCCUCAGGUGCGGGAUGGUGAGAUCGUUUUUGGCGUGGCCCACAUCUACGCCAGCUUUAACGAUACUUUUGUCCACGUAACGGAUCUGUCGGGAAAGGAAACGAUUUCUCGAGUGACCGGUGGUAUGAAGGUGAAGGCCGAUCGUGACGAAGCCUCACCCUACGCCGCUAUGUUGGCUGCUCAGGAUGUAGCUGAAAAGUGUAAAUCACUCGGCAUAACCGCACUUCACAUCAAGCUGCGCGCUACAGGUGGUAAUCGAACGAAAACCCCUGGUCCUGGAGCACAGUCGGCUCUACGAGCGUUGGCUCGUUCCUCGAUGAAGAUUGGACGCAUCGAAGACGUUACUCCAAUCCCGUCUGAUUCCACCCGUCGGAAGGGCGGUCGCCGUGGUCGCCGACUGUAAGACCUGUGUAUACCUUUACUCUUUCAGUUUCUUCGGGUUUCAUGUGAAUCUUUACUUGAUCGUGAUCACUUAGCGUGUGCACUAUAAUUCGCAGUCUAAUAAAACCGUGAUUAGCUACA
Anopheles bellator is the source of this 653-nucleotide messenger RNA. RefSeq names its product small ribosomal subunit protein uS11A. Lineage: Eukaryota; Metazoa; Arthropoda; Insecta; Diptera; Culicidae. The record is from RefSeq and is a predicted model, not a curated record. Gene Ontology annotation, cellular component: ribosome; cytosolic small ribosomal subunit. The transcript has 3 exons. Gene Ontology annotation, biological process: maturation of SSU-rRNA from tricistronic rRNA transcript (SSU-rRNA, 5.8S rRNA, LSU-rRNA); translation; ribosomal small subunit assembly. The coding region runs from base 76 to 534 and encodes 152 amino acids. Gene Ontology annotation, molecular function: mRNA 5'-UTR binding; structural constituent of ribosome; small ribosomal subunit rRNA binding.